Molecule: messenger RNA, 2205 nt
Organism: Alternaria arborescens
Lineage: Eukaryota; Fungi; Ascomycota; Dothideomycetes; Pleosporales; Pleosporaceae
Product: Catalase B
Exons: 6
Coding region: 1-2205 (734 amino acids)
Biological process (GO): response to oxidative stress; hydrogen peroxide catabolic process
Cellular component (GO): cytosol
Molecular function (GO): heme binding; catalase activity
Source: RefSeq, a predicted model, not a curated record
AUGGUGCGAGUUCAGAUCCUGACGGCUGCUACUGCCUUGCUGCAUAUUGCUCAGGCAGGAUGCCCUUACAUGGAUGGUGACGCUGUCGUUCGCCGAGAUGACAAUGCUGCGUCGACUGACGAUUUCAUGGGCCGCUACGAGGUUGACGACAGCGAUGUGUACAUGACAAACCCGGUCGGUGGUCCAAUCGAGGAGCAAGAGAGUCUCUCAGCUGGCGAGCGUGGUCCAACACUUCUGGAGGACCAAGCAUUCCGAAGAAAGAUCAUGCAUUUCGACCACGAGCGCGUCCCGGAGCGUGCUGUCCACGCAAGAGGAGCCGGAGCCCACGGCACCUUUGUUUCUUAUGGCGAUUACUCAAACAUCACUGGCGCAUCUUUCUUGGGCUCGUCAGGAAAGGAGACACCGAUCUUCAUGCGAUUCUCCACUGUUGCCGGAUCAAGAGGCAGUGCCGACACAGUGCGAGAUGUGCACGGAUUCGCUGUUAGGUGGUACACUGACGAGGGAAACUUCGAUAUUGUUGGAAACAAUAUUCCGGUCUUCUUCAUCCAAGAUGCAAUCAAAUUUCCCGAUCUGAUCCAUGCCGUCAAGCCAAAACCAGACUCUGAGAUCCCACAAGCGGCCACUGCGCACGACUCCGCUUGGGACUUCUUUUCCCAACAGCCCAGUUCCAUGCACACACUUCUGUGGGCAAUGUCAGGACACGGUACCAUCAGGUCUUACAGGCAUACCGAUGGGUGGGGAGUUCACACCUUCCGCUUCGUGACCGACCAAGGCAAAUCCAAGCUCGUAAAGUUUCGCUUCAGGUCGCUACAAGGCAAAGCUUCUUUGCUGUGGGAAGAAGCGCAAUUGACCGCAGGCAUGAACGCCGACUUCCACCGCCAAGAUCUGUUCGACAGUAUCCAGCAAGGAUUUUUCCCAGAAUGGGUGUUCGAGGCUCAAAUUAUGGAAGAAGAGGAUCAGCUUCGAUUUGGCUUCGAUCUUCUAGAUCCUACCAAGAUUGUACCUGAGGAUAUCGUGCCCUUCACUCCGCUCGGAAAGUUGACCUUGAACCGGAACCCACGCAACUACUUUGCUGAGACAGAGCAAAUCAUGUUCCAGCCUGGACACUUAGUUCGCGGAAUUGAUCUGACGGAAGACCCUCUGCUUCAAGGAAGAAUGUUCUCUUACCUUGAUACGCAGCUGAACCGCAAUAUGGGUGGCCCUAACUUCGAGCAAAUUCCUAUCAACCAGCCUCGCGUACCUGUGCACAACAACGAAAGGGAUGGCGCCGGCCAGAUGUACAUACCUCUCAACACGGCAGCCUACUCUCCAAACACGUUGAACAAAGGAUCUCCGCGACAGGCAAACCAAACUAGCGGACGUGGCUUCUUCACAGCCCCCAGCCGCUCCACAAGUGGAAAGAUUGUCCGAUCCGUGUCCAGCACAUUCGCGGAUGUCUGGAGCCAGCCUCGCCUGUUCUUCAACUCGCUUCUGCCUGUCGAGCAACAAUUCGUGGUCAACGCCAUGAGAUUCGAGACCUCGCAGCUGAAGAGCGAUGUUGUCAAGAACAACGUGCUUAUCCAGCUCAACCGCAUCUCUCACGACAUUGCAGUAAGGGUGGCAGAAGCGCUGGGUAUGACCGCGCCGGAAGCAGAUGACACUUACUACCAUGACAACAAGACGAUUGGAGUUAGCGCUUCUGGUGAGCCAUUGCUCAAACUGGAUGGCCUGAAGGUCGGCUACCUUACUACUGCAUCCUCCUCUGGCGAAAACGCACAGGCCAUGAAGUCAGCUCUUGCUGACCUCAAGGUUGGAAUGACUGUUGUAGCCGAGCAUCUUGGCAGCGAUAUCGAUCAAACCUACUCGGCUACAUCCGCCAUCCAGUUUGAUGCUAUCAUCGUCGAUGGUAGCGCAGAGAGCCUCUUCGCACCCGCCGCCAGCCUGGCCAACUCCAACUCAACUGCUUCGCCCCGCAACGCGACCAGCAACGCCCGUUCGACUCUCUACCCUGCCGGUCGCCCACUCCAGAUUCUACAAGAUGGAUACCGCUUCGGUAAGCCCAUCGCUAUGCUCGGUUCCAGCAACAACACUGCUUUCAGCGCGGCCGCUAUCGAAGCAUCUACUCCCGGCGUCUACAGUUCCAGCGACAUGUCCACCGUCGUAGAUCAGCUAUCUGAGGGUCUUCGCACAUUCAAGUUCUUGGACAGAUACCCUCUCGAUAACUAG